AACCCUUUUUCACAAAACCAAACAUUUCUUCUUCUUCUUCUGCAAAACCCUAAUUCUCAAAUCCAUGGCAAUGGCGACUCUACCACUCAAGAAGAGCUAUCGCUGUGUACCAUCUCUACAACAGUUCUACACCGGUGGACCUUUAGUAGUCUCAUCCGACGGCUCAUUCAUCGUCUGUGUCUGCGGCGAUUCCAUCAAAAUCGUCGAAUCUUCCAACGCCGCUAUUCGCGCAACCAUCGAUGGAGACUCAGAAACCUUCACGGCUUUAGCUCUUUCCCCCGAUGAUAAGCUUCUAUUCUCGUCCGGACACAGUCGUAUGAUUAGAGUUUGGGACCUUUCAACCUUGAAAUGCGUUCGGUCAUGGAAGGGACAUGAUGGUCCUGUGAUGGGUAUGGCUUGUCAUCCUUCGGGGGGUUUGCUUGCGACUGCUGGAGCUGAUAGGAAAGUUCUUGUUUGGGAUGUUGAUGGUGGUUUCUGUACUCAUUACUUUAAGGGUCAUAAGGGGGUUGUUUCGAGUAUUCUUUUUCAUCCUGAUUCGACCAAAUCACUUCUAUUUUCCGCAAGUGAUGAUACAACUGUAAAAGUUUGGGAUCUUUUGACUAAGAAGUGUGUUGCAACACUUGGGGGACAUAAUUCAACUGUUACUUCAAUAGCUAUAUCUGAAGAUGGUGGGAUGUUGCUUAGUGCUGGAAGAGAUAAGGUUGUGAUGUUAUGGGAUCUUCUAGACUACAGUUGCAAAAAGACGGUAUUGACAUACGAAGCUGUUGAAGCUGUGUGUGUCAUUCAUUCUUCAACUCCUUUCGUGCCGUGUUUGGAACAGAGUGGAAAGAAAAGUGGGUCACAAGGAAUUUAUUUUGUAACUGUCGGUGAGCGUGGGAUUGUACGAAUAUGGAAUUCUGAAAGAGCAGCCUGUCUGUUUGAACAACAGUCUUCAGAUGUUACGGUUAGUUCAGAUGAGGAUGGCAGCAAAAGGGGUUUCGCUACUGCUGUUAUGCUUCCCUUGGAUCAAGGAUUGCUUUGUGUGACUGUUGAUCAACAACUUCUUGUGUAUUCCCCUGUGAAACAACCUGAAGGGAUCUUUGAUAUAGUCAUGAGCAAAAGACUUGUAGGAUACAAUGAGGAAAUUGUUGAUAUGAAGUUCUUAGGCAAUGAAGAGAAAUAUCUUGCUGUUGCUUCAAAUACCGAACAGGUACGAGUGUACGACCUUGCAUCAAUGUCGUGUCACUAUGUAUUGGCGGGUCAUACUGAAACUAUUUUAAGUUUGGACACAUGUGUGUCGAGUUCUGGACAAACACUUAUUGUAACUGGCAGUAAGGACAAAAGUGUUAGAUUGUGGGACUCGGAAACUGGACGUUGCCUUGGCGACUGUGUAGGUCAUAUGGGUGCUGUUGGAGCCGUCGCCUUUUCUAAGAAAGGGAAAUCCUUCUUUGUUAGCGGUAGCAGUGAUCGUACCCUCAAGGUGUGGAACUUCGAUGGUCUUUCAGAUGAUGUGGAACAACCUGUGGAUUUGCAAGCCAAAGCUGUUGUGGCAGCACACGAUAAGGAUAUCAAUUCUUUGGCUAUUGCACCAAAUGAUAGUCUUGUUUGUAGUGGUUCCCAGGACCGCACUGCUCGUUUAUGGAAGCUGCCAGAUCUUGUACCUGGAGCUGUACUUAAAGGGCAUAAAAGGGGGAUUUGGUCAGUUGAGUUUUCUCCAGUUGAUCAAUGUGUCAUAACAUCAUCAGGAGACAAGACAAUAAAGCUAUGGGAUAUAACUGAUGGUUCAUGCUUGAAAACAUUCGAGGGUCAUACCUCAAGUGUGUUAAGAGCAUCAUUUAUUACUCGCGGGACUCAAUUUGUCUCUUCUGGUGCCGAUGGUUUAGUAAAGCUAUGGACAGUCAAAACCAAUGAAUGUAUUGCUACAUAUGAUCAUCAUGAGGAUAAGGUUUGGGCUUUGGCGGUAGGGAAGAAGACAGAAAUGUUAGCCACAGGUGGCGGUGAUGCUGUUGUCAAUCUAUGGCACGAUUCUACUGCUUCUGAUAAAGAGGAAGCUUUCCAGAGAGAGGAAGAAGGUGUUCUAAAGGGUCAAGAACUUCAGAAUGCUAUAGUGGAUGCUGAUUAUACAAAAGCAAUACAAAUUGCUUUCGAGCUACGUAGGCCUCACAAGCUUUUCGAGCUGUUUGCUGAACUUUGCAGGAAGAGAGAAGCUGAAAACCAGAUACAGAAAGCCCUUCAGGCUCUUAACAAGGAAGAAUUCCGGUUACUUCUGGAGUAUGUUCGAGAAUGGAAUACUAAACCGAAACUCUGUCAUGUUGCACAAUUUGUGCUUUUCAGAGUUUUCAACAACGUGCCCCCAACCGAGAUUAUUGAGAUUAAAGGUAUUUCGGAACUCCUUGAAGGGCUCCUACCAUAUUCUCAGAGGCAUUUUAGCCGGGUAGACAGGCUUGUGAGAAGCACAUAUUUGUUAGACUACACUCUUACAGGAAUGUCAGUCAUUGAACCGAAAACUGAUGCAAGGGAAUCGAAAGCUCAUUCAGAAAAUGCAGACAAGGAACAACAACAGGCAGAUGAAGAAGGGUUGAACCCGAAGGCAUCCUUGAAGAAGCGAAAAUCAGACAAGCAUAAAGAGAGGAAGAAGCAAAAGAAAGUUAAAGACGUAGCUUACACUCGCGUUGCUGCUGUAUCAUAAGAGUGUCAUGACCUACAUUACUGCCUGAUGAUAUCCGAGCAACUUAUAUUUCAUCGAUAACAGAUUUUGCAACCCCUUGUCAUCGAUGAUGAUGAUGAAGUACACUUCAGUCGAUUGUAGAAAAACGAAUCUUUAUUUGUUUUAGCUUUCCCUCUCCAUUUGAUUCUUACCAUAAAUGAAAUUUUGUAUACUAAAUUAUACAAUUGAACACUUUUUUAAGUAAUUUCUUAGUUGAAUCAGGUGUUUUCCAUUUUUGUUAUGAAUUUUUGCAAAGCUAUUAAUAUUCAGAGGCAUCAACUCUAAAAUCUUCCAUCUUGAGACUUAUAUUUAUACCAAAUAAAUACAAUAUAUGGCAUACAAGUUACAAAGCCAAUUGCUUUUUGUUUUGUUUGAUUGAGCUUGUUAAUAAUAGAUAGAGAGUCCAAGAACACUCCUUUGGAGAUUGAAUUAAUAAUAAAUUGCUCUUUUUGGAAGCUAAAGAACAAUACAUAGAGAAGAAAUCCAAAGUGACAACAACAUAUAUGUAACUGAAAAUAUUGAAAUCGUAGAAGACCCUGAUUUCGGUGGACUUACACUAGGGCCAGCGGCCGGUGUCAUAUUAAGGCCACUAGCUCCCGUCGCUAAAGAAAAAGGUGAUGACGACGACGAUGAUGAUGGUGGUGAUGGUGAUGGUGGUGUUAUUGCUGGAGGCGAUGAAUUUGGGCUACUAAAACAAAUAGAUGAAGGAGAAGCAAUUUCGGUGGUAGAGUUACUCAUAGGCAUAGCCAGAGACAGAACGCCAUCUAUGCCAUGACAUCGAACGGAGGAGCUUGCAGUGCAUAUAUUUGGACUAAUGAGUUUCACAUUGUUGAGAAAGAAACUCCACCUACCAUUAUUGGAAAUCUUAAGCAUGUAAUCCCGCUUUGAGCUCGGAAUUGAUGAGCCUGUUGGUAUAUGGUGCAAGUAGUCGAAAAGCAUGGUAGAAGGAAUUGAGUGGCGAAGCAAGAAGUCGGAGAUGGCAUGUGGCUCUAGGGCAAUUUUCGAUAGCAUCCGAUCGUUGGGCAUCAAGAAGGUGAUAUUACCUUGAAGCCUUCGAUCCAAUUUAGCCAUGUUGAGGAGCAAAACAAAAGUGAAGUAAUUUGCUCUCUGCAUCUCCGAAGCAGCAAUAACGAGGUCUUCGUUUUGGAUUCCCGGGGGAAUGUCCACCGAAGAAACUAGGGAUAGCAAUGCCAUCAGAACCAACAAGCGCAAAUUGGUCGCCAUCAAAGCUUAAGAUUUCUUAUUGGUUUUUACCAAU
Messenger RNA from Cannabis sativa, 3944 nucleotides. RefSeq names its product protein TORMOZ EMBRYO DEFECTIVE. The record is from RefSeq and is a predicted model, not a curated record. Gene Ontology annotation, biological process: endonucleolytic cleavage to generate mature 5'-end of SSU-rRNA from (SSU-rRNA, 5.8S rRNA, LSU-rRNA); endonucleolytic cleavage in 5'-ETS of tricistronic rRNA transcript (SSU-rRNA, 5.8S rRNA, LSU-rRNA). The coding region runs from base 65 to 2668 and encodes 867 amino acids. NCBI's taxonomy places the organism in Eukaryota, Viridiplantae, Streptophyta, Magnoliopsida, Rosales, Cannabaceae. Gene Ontology annotation, molecular function: protein binding; U3 snoRNA binding. The transcript has 14 exons. Gene Ontology annotation, cellular component: 90S preribosome; nucleolus; small-subunit processome.